GAGACCAUGGAGUCCCCUUCUCUGCUUCUCUGCAAAGGGCUCCUGCUCACAGCCUCACUUUUAGCUUGCUGGACCUCACCCACCAAGGCGCUAAGAACUACUAAAGAAAUUCGGUUCUCUGCUGCCAAAGGAGCCAGGGUUCUUCUCUCUGUUCCUAGCCAGGCAGUGAACCUUCUCUCCUUUCACUGGUACAAAGGGAAAGAUGCAAACGAAGAUUUUACAAUUGCCCAUUAUGAAAAGGCCAAGGGUUCACUUAAACUUGGGAAUCAAAUCAGCGGCAGGGAAGAAAUAUAUAUGGAUGGAUCCAUGCUGCUCCAGAAUGUCACCCAGGAAGACACCGGGAUCUACACCCUAGAAAUCUUUGGAUCAGAUGACCUCUAUGAAAUAACAUAUGUCCACCUUCAAGUGUACACAAUUGUGACACAGCCCUACUUGCAACUCAACCACACUACAGUAAAGAGACGAAAGAAUGUUUCAAUUUUCACCUGUGUGACACCAGACACUGGAGUUGACAUCAAUUGGUUCUUCAAUUACAAGCCCCUCAAUUUAACAGAGAGGACCACUCUGUCAUCUGAAAAGCACAAGCUCACCAUCAAUCCUGUCUGGAGGGCAGACGCAGGGAUCUAUCAGUGUGAGGUCUCCAACUCCUUCAGCUCCAGGAGGAGUAACCCACUGCUCUUUGUGGUGGCUUAUGGCUAA
Cricetulus griseus (Chinese hamster) is the source of this 699-nucleotide messenger RNA. The record is from RefSeq and is a predicted model, not a curated record. NCBI's taxonomy places the organism in Eukaryota, Metazoa, Chordata, Mammalia, Rodentia, Cricetidae.